Molecule: messenger RNA, 1404 nt
Organism: Puntigrus tetrazona (Sumatra barb)
Lineage: Eukaryota; Metazoa; Chordata; Actinopteri; Cypriniformes; Cyprinidae
Gene: bsnd
Product: barttin CLCNK type accessory subunit beta
Exons: 3
Coding region: 181-684 (167 amino acids)
Biological process (GO): chloride transport
Cellular component (GO): basolateral plasma membrane
Molecular function (GO): chloride channel regulator activity
Source: RefSeq, a predicted model, not a curated record
UUGACUAAGGCCCAUUACAGGUUCAAUGAUCCGGAUCUUGGUUCUCCACUGGCCCCUUGUCCUGUCACUCACUCUCCUGCCCUUCAACUCUAUGGGGACACAUUUAUAAAGCUCCGCUCGCUCACCGAUGCUUUCUCUGUGAACUUAAUAAACCACUACUGGACUUGUAGGUUUUUUUCCAUGGCAGAGAACAAGCCAUACCGCUAUGGGCUCAUCGUUCUGGGAAUGGCGUUCGUGGCUUUGGGUCUGUUCACGAUUUCUGUAGAGGAGCCACAGGUGUUUGCUACGUUCUGCGCUGCGGGACUCAUAAUGGUGGUCGUUGGGUCUGUCUGGUCGGUGUGUCAGUGUUACCCCAGGGUGACCGUUAUACUGCCAGACAAGGAAGAACUCUGUGGGGCUGAAAAACAGGACUUGAGUGCUGGAAGCGCAGAUGAGAAAAGUACAACAAAACCGAUAAGAGCUCCCUUGGCUGGCUUCUGUGACGAUGAAGUAGAAAUAUCAUCAGAUCCAAAGCGACACGCAGAGAGCAGACCCGGCGAGCGCGUUCUCGUCCUCCACACAUGUCGAAGUUCUCCCAGCGUUCUGGCCUGCUCCAGCGCUCCCCUGAUGGACCCCAGCAGAGAGAUGUACUACGGGAGAGUGGAGGACACACGUUAUCACACAUCUGAGCUGGAGAGUGAAUAGCCGGUGCUGACCCUGAUGUCCAUCUGCAUCUGACACCAAACGAGAUUGGCCAGACACCUAUACUAGUCAUGCAUUUUUUUUAAAUUUGUGUAUUAACAUCGUAUUUUACAUUAUGCUGUUAAGCAUGUGAAUGUCACAAGGUCUGGCCAUGACUUUGUCAAAAGCGCAAGACAACAGAAUCGUUCAGCUCUCAGGGGAGCAAAGCAUUAGGUGAUUAAAUACUUGUGACCUUGACUUCUGUCACCGUGAAGACCAGAGGACACUGAAAGGGGACUCCUUUUCACUGAGCUUUCACAGUCUUUAAACACUACGACAAAGCAUAAAGACAAAAUGACUAUACUGUAGAUUCGCUCAAGUUAAUUUAACAGAAAUAUAAAUGCAUCUAGAAGCGUCAGAAAACUUAUCAAUGAACAAAUGUAUACGUUCUGUUUGUUUACCUGGACAUCUGCAAAGUGGUCUGUAGAUAUGCUGUUGCUAGUUUUUUUUUAGUUUUUUUUUUGCCAUAUCCAACUUUUGUAAUGAGCUUUGGGUAUUUUCUAUCCUCUAAACCUAAAUAUGAGACUUGCCAACAUUUCUGCAUUUUUAAAUGUUCAUGCAGACGUGUUUUAGGUCAUUAAAUGAAUGAAUGAAUAAAUAAAUAACUACCUAUAUCUAACUACUCAUGUUUAUACGAUCCACAGAAAAAAAAUAUCCAGUUUUUGAACAACAUAGGCUGAAUAA